Messenger RNA from Anoplopoma fimbria (sablefish), 563 nucleotides. RefSeq names its product hepcidin-like. Gene Ontology annotation, cellular component: extracellular region. The record is from RefSeq and is a predicted model, not a curated record. Gene Ontology annotation, molecular function: 2 iron, 2 sulfur cluster binding. The coding region runs from base 117 to 377 and encodes 86 amino acids. NCBI's taxonomy places the organism in Eukaryota, Metazoa, Chordata, Actinopteri, Perciformes, Anoplopomatidae. Gene Ontology annotation, biological process: intracellular iron ion homeostasis; defense response to bacterium. The transcript is spliced from 3 exons.
ACAUUUUACACAUUCAGCCAUCAGACAACAGAACUCAGAAGAGCUGACAAGAGUCACCAAAAGAUCUGAAGAAAUCUACUUGAUUUGAAACCUUAAACCAGUCUGACCGUGCUAAGAUGAAGACUUUCAGUGUUGCUGUUGCAGUAGCCAUCGUGCUCACCUUUAUUUGUAUUCAGCAGAGCUCUGCUGUCCCAGUCACUGUGGUGCAGGAGCUGGAGGAGCCAAUGAGCAUUGACAACCCAGUGGCUGAACAUGAGGAGACAUCAGUGGACUCAUGGCAGAUGCCGUACAACAACAGAGAGAAGCGUGGCAUUAAGUGCAAGUUUUGCUGCGGCUGCUGCAGACCCGGGGUCUGUGGAUUGUGCUGCAGGUUCUGAGCAUAAUCAGAACCUGUGCUGAUUAACACAUUUUGUCAUUUGUUUUCAAGAACUUGUAAAACUUUGAUUUGUAUUCAUGCUAUAUAAAAAAAUGUAAGGAUUUCUCUGGAUGACAAUUCUUUCUCAGUCAUGCAUCUGUAUCAUGCUAAUAUUUUUCUUAAAAUCUAUUAAAGUGGAUGAUCAGUA